Aphanomyces astaci is the source of this 1158-nucleotide messenger RNA. RefSeq lists its product as hypothetical. The transcript is spliced from 2 exons. Lineage: Eukaryota; Oomycota; Saprolegniomycetes; Saprolegniales; Verrucalvaceae. Gene Ontology annotation, molecular function: metalloendopeptidase activity; zinc ion binding. The record is from RefSeq and is a predicted model, not a curated record. Gene Ontology annotation, biological process: proteolysis. The coding region runs from base 37 to 918 and encodes 293 amino acids.
CUGUGAUUGCAGAAGAUCGAUCGAGAUUAGACAAGCAUGGUUGUGCCGGUGGCAUGGAGCGUUCUUGCUCUCCACUUCCUUCAGCUGUUAUUUGGUCGGGCCAUUGCGUCGCCGCCUUUUCAAAGGCACGUCGUUCAUGUCAAAGUGAACGACCGCACCAUGGCAUGUAGCCUGGAAGGUUGCCUCUUGGUCUGCAACAUUGACCAAAUCAUGCUCAACGUGUGCGCCGCAUUCCAAAUCGACGCGCAAUCGUGCGGCUUUGAAGAUUGCCAUCUUGUGUGCAACAACGGUGCCACACGGCACGACCUUUGCAAGAAAACCCACCUCAAAGGUGCGCGGCAGCUUUCCAUUUCCACGCGCCAGCUAGGGGCGUCCAUUUUCGUGGACGACGCCCCGCCCCUGUGGCCAAAGGGUCAAAUUUGCUACAAGAUCGACGUCGACGUCAACGCGUCCGCGGUGAGAUUUGCACUCUCUCACUGGCAAGCGACCACCCCCCUUCGCUUCAUCCCGUGUCAAGAGGACGUACGACCAGAUACUACGUCGUGUUGUGCUCCAUGUGGAGACUACUUGCACUUUCAAAACGGCUCUGGGUGCUUCUCCUCUGUCGGGUACAUUCCAGGGCUGUGUGGGACUGGCGGCCAGCCGCUCGUCCUUGCGGCGUCGCGUGGGAUAGGAAACAUCAUCCAUGAGAUCGGCCAUGCUGUCGGCCUCGUACAUGAACACCAGCGCGCCGACCGUGACUCGUUUGUGAAAAUAUACCCCAGCAACAUCGAUCCUUUGUAUUUGCCAGACUUUGACAAGGGCAAGCUGGGCGAUUUGACAGUGUUUGGGGCCAUCGACGAUGGCAGUGGUGGCACCGACGGGGCGUACGAAUACGGUUGGAUAGCAUCGAUGCAUCGUGUAUUCACGGAAUUGUAGAUUACGAUUCGGUGAUGCAUUAUGGCCUGCAUGAUUUCUCGGUCAACAACCUCCAAACCCUCCUGCCCAUCACGCCCACCGGACGCAUUCGCGAAGACUGUUUCUAUCGCGUCGGCCAACGCAAAGGACUUAGCCCAGGGGACGUUCAAAUGAUCCGUGGACUGUAUCAAGGCGAAAUCUUGACGACAACCACAUAGUGUUUCGUGCAAUAACUACAUGUAUGAAUUUAUUGACAAUCCA